GACAAUCAAACCCCAGAAGAAGAAAACCUUAAUUUUGUGUUCCAAAUACAAAAUGGAACACUCAACAAAAUUCUUCUGGGUGUUGGUGUUGUGCAUGGUUGCAAUGGCACACCAGGCAACGGCACUCGAAACACUGAAAGGAAAGAAUCUAAUCCAAAAGGUAUGCACACUCUCUGCAACAAGAAACCUGUGUGUUCAGGUUCUCUCUUCAGACCCUCUCAGAAGCCCUAACGCAGACCUCAAAGACUUGGCAAUCAUUUCUCUCAGAGUUGCUGCCACCAACGCUUCUGGGAUCCUCGGCGAAACCAAAAUGCUCAUCGACGACGAUAGCCUCAGCCCCGAUGUCCAACAAGGUUUGGCCGAUUGCAAGGAGACCAUUCUCGACGCAGAGAGCCAGUUGGAGGACACCAUUGCCGCUCUCUUGAUUGAUGCCAAAACUGAUACUCAGAUUUGGCUCAAAGCUGCCUUGGCCGCAAUCGACACCUGCGACGCCUCCAUCCCCGGCGACGACGACAUUCUCUCCGUUCAGAGCGUCCUCUUCCGCAAGCUCUGCAACAUUGCCAUCACCAUCAGCAGGCUCCUUCUUCAUCCCGUCAAACUCUAAAAACCUCUGCUGUGCAUGCAUCCAUCUCUGUAACUCUUUUCUUCAUCUUCUCCGUCGCAAUCUUCACUUGCCGUACUUUUUCUUUCUUUGUACCGCGCGACACGA
Vigna radiata var. radiata (mung bean) is the source of this 709-nucleotide messenger RNA. Its product is annotated as pectinesterase inhibitor-like. The transcript has a single exon. Gene Ontology annotation, biological process: negative regulation of catalytic activity. Lineage: Eukaryota; Viridiplantae; Streptophyta; Magnoliopsida; Fabales; Fabaceae. Gene Ontology annotation, molecular function: enzyme inhibitor activity. The record is from RefSeq and is a predicted model, not a curated record. The coding region runs from base 53 to 604 and encodes 183 amino acids.